AGGGAAGGGUAAAUUAUCCGGUUAUUUGGAGUGUUCCUGUCACACAUAAGAGUAAAAUCUUAAAAUUAGACUCUGAAAUAUUUUGAAUUUUUUCGUUAUUGGUGUUUUGUCUUAAAAAAAAGGAGGUUAAUUGGACUUGAGGACUUGUUGGCUGCUUUCUCCGGCUUUUCCAGCGCGGCGUUUUUGCGCACCUGAGUCCGCGGCUCAGCAUGACUCUCAAGCAUCCGAGAAACUGAACUACCAUGGUGACAACACUACCCGGUGACAUGCCUGCUGUGGAGAACAUUAAUUGCGCGAAUUUUCACUGUGGACUAACCACCGGAGUCCAGGUGUCAGCAGGGAGAGCUGAUGUGGCCGUUUGGAGGAGCGCACCAGUUUGAUGUCAGCUGGGAUUUGACAGAGCGCAGGAGUUUGGGAUGCAAGAGAAACCCUAGAGAGACAAUCCCCGGCGACUUUUCCCUGGAUUCAACACGGGCUGCCCGGAGCCAUGGCCUCUGAGGUGGUGUGCGGGCUGGUCUUCAGGUUGUUGCUGCCACUGUGUCUUGCAGCUGCUUGCCUGUUCAGGUACAAUGCCCUGUCCUUCGUCUACCUCAUCUAUCUCCUGCUUAUCCCACUCUUUGCAGAGCCCACAAGCACAACAAUGCAAGGCCACACAGGGCGUCUGCUGCAGUCCCUCUGCUUCACCAGUAUGUCCUUCCUGCUGCUCCACAUCAUCUAUCAGAUUACCGUCAACAGCCUCCUGGCCGGGAAAUCCAUCACCUCUGACUUCAACUGUUCCACGUGGGAGAAAUCCAUAAGACAAAUUGGCUUUGAGAGUGUGAUUGGUGCAGAUGCAGGGAACGGCAUCCGAGUGUUCAUCCCUGACAUCGGCAUGUUCGUGGCCGGCUUGGCCAUCUGGCUGCUGUGUCGCAGUCUGGUCCAGAAGAGGCCGCCUGAGGACAUGGCCCAGUACAACGCCGACUUCGAAGCAGAAGAACAAGAGGAAGAGGAGAUGCUGAGCCUGGAUGACAACAUCCUGCUCGAGGAGGACUUUGAAGCCGGGUACGAGGCAGGGGAGGAUGAAGAGGAGGAGGAGCUGUACGAGGAGGAAGAGGAGGAGGAGGAGGAGGAAGAUGAGGAGGCAAAGGAGAGCACCAAGAUGAAGAUUCUGCGGCUCGUGGCGGAGGUUGCAUCCAAAGUGAAGGAAAUUAUCGGGAACUUGAUCACCACUGCGGGGAAGGUGGUGGUCACCAUCUUGUUGGGCAUGACAGGUAUCAUGCUGCCUUCAUUGACCUCGGCUGUCUACUUCUUCAUCUUCCUCUUCCUGUGCACCUGGUGGUCCCUCCGCCGGACCUUCGACACCCUCAUCUUCAGCUGCAUGUGCGUCCUGAUGGCCAUCUUCAGCGCUGGACACCUCAUCGUCCUCUACCUCUAUCAGUUCCAGUUCUUCCAGGAGUCCAUCCCACCUGGCGACAGCUACAUCAGUUUUUUUGGCAUCUCCCCCAUCGUUCAGAGCAACUGCUCCUACACAUGGAAGCUCAUCGUGCACCCGGACCGUAAGUGGUACCACUUUGUCAAUCCCAUCAUGCUGCUGAUUCUGUACUACACCCUGGCCACACUCAUCCGCCUCUGGCUGCAGGAACCCAUCGACCAGCUGACGGACGACAAGGAGGGCGAUAUGUGUGAGGAGGAAGAUCUGGAUGGAAACAGAACGAAUAACUCGGCCAACAGGAAGAGGCAGCUGUGGUGGGAAUUACGCCAGGACACAGAUGAGAAAAACGCUGUGCCCACCUCAAACGGGACGUCCUUUGACUUCGUAACGACUGAGAAUGGACCAGUCUGCCUGGACUUGUACUCCACCCCCCAGUAUAAAAUGGACCAGCCCAAUGACGGUACAGAGAAGAAGGACGAGUGUGUGUAUGAAGUGUGUUUGCCUCCGGAGGAUUCAGCGCUGGAGGGAGGAGAGGAGAAGUCUGAGGAAGGAGAGGAUGAUAUAAAGAAAAGAGGAGUCAGUGCAAUGGUCAAAAUCUUCCACUUCGUCAUGAAACAGAGCUACAUCUGUGCUCUCAUCGCCAUGAUGGCGUGGAGCAUCACAUACGUCAGCUGGCUGACGUUCGUCUUCCUCAUGUGGUCUUGCAUGCUGUGGAUGGUGAGGGACCGGCGGCGUUACGCCAUGCUGUCGUCUCCCUUCAUGGUGGCCUACGGCAACCUGCUGAUAGUUCUGCAGUACAUUUACAGUUUUGAGAACCUACAACCAGUCCCAGGGUUCUUUGUCAAGAAGAACAACCCUUUCCACUCACUUUCAUCCAAGGUCCUGUGUCUGCUAAGCUUCUGGCUGCUGCUGAGACAAACGCUUACAGAGAGAUUGGAAAAACAAAAAGAGGACAGUGCCGGUCUCUCAGACGUUCAUGUGGAGGAUCAGAAGAAGAAGGAGAAAGAAGACUCUGAGGAGGGAGGGGAGCAGGACAUCAUGCAGGUUCUGGGCAACAUGGUCAUGGCUCUGCUGGUCAAAUACUGGAUCUACAUCUGUGGCGGCAUGUUCUUCUUCGUCAGCUUCGAGGGAACCAUCGUCAUGUACAAGAUCAUCUACAUGAUGAUGUUCCUCUCCUGUGUGGCGCUUUAUCAGGUGCACUAUGAGUGGUGGCGAAGGAUCCUGAAGUACUUCUGGAUGUCGGUGGUGGUUUACACCAUGCUGGUCCUCACACUGGUUUACACCUUCCAGUUUGAACGCUCGCUGUCCUUCUGGUGCAGCAUGUUGAGAAUGGAGCAAGAUGGAUGCAAAGAGCGCUUGGCCGAUCUGGGUCUGGAGAAGUUCGGUGUCCCCAUGCUGUUCACCAGGAUUUUCAUUCCCACUUCCUUCCUGCUGGUGUGCAUUCUCCACCUGCACUACUUCCAUGACCGCUUCCUCCAGCUCACCGACCUCCAGGCUGUAGUGGCCAAAGAGGAAAGCACUAUUUACAGAUUGGUGCACCAGGACGGCAGCCUGGCAGACCUCACCAUGCUCAGCGCCAGCUCGGUGGAGGCGUCGCUGCCCAGAGAGGAGCCGGAGCCACAGGAGAAGCAGAAGGAGCAGGGGGAGUGGGGGGCGGAGAAGGAGCAGACUCUGGUUGUGGUGAUGUCUGACACUGAAAUGACUGAGGAGAAACCCCGGAGCUUCUCCGACCACCUGCAGUCCAGCACAGACGAGAGCCACCACUGCAGCGCGGGGACCGAGCCUGAGCCGAGCACCGAGCAGAGCUCAGAUCUGAAGAAUAAAUGGCACCUGGUGGUCGACCGUCUGACCGUGCUCUUCCUCAAGUUCCUGGAGUACUUCCACAAACUGCAGCUGUUCAUCUGGUGGUUACUGGAGAUCCACAUCAUCAAGAUCGUGUCCUGCUACAUCGUCCUGGUCUCUGUCAAAGAGGUGUCUCUGUUCAACUAUGUGUUCCUGGCGUCCUGGGCCUUCGCGCUGCCCUACAGCCAGUAUCGGCCCCUUGCCUCCAGCGUUUGCACUGUGUGGACGUGUGUCAUCAUCGUGUGCAAAAUGUUGUACCAGCUAAAGUCUAUAGACCCACCAUCCUACUCCAAGAACUGCACUAUGCCAAAUGGCUACUUACCGGACCAGAUGACUGAGAUGCAGGAUUCCCUUUUGUAUAAGGGGCCGGUGGAUCCGGCAAACUGGGUUGGCCUGGAGAAGUCUGGUGACCUGCUGGGCUACCUCAGGAACAACCUCCUGAUGCUGGCUCUGUUAGCAUUCGAGGUGACCAUCUACCGCCAUCAGGAAUACUUCAGACUGAGGAACAAACUGUCGCCUCCCGCUGCCAGGAUUAUCUUCCAUGAUAUCACACGACAGCAUCUGGAUAUCGGCAUCAUCUGCUUCAUCAAAUACUUCAUCAACUAUUUCUUCUACAAAUUUGGACUUGAGACGUGCCUGCUGUUGGGGGUCAAUGUUAUCGGGCAGCGUAUGGACUUCUACGCCAUGCUUCACGCCUUCGCCUUGAUUGCAGUCAUGUAUAGACGCAGGAGGAAAGCCAUCGCCGAGAUCUGGCCCAAAUACUGCUUUUUCCUGGCCUGCAUGCUGACUUUCCAGUACUUUGUCUGCAUCGGGAUCCCACCAGCAGCCUGUAAAGACUAUCCUUGGAGGUUUCCCAACUCUACUACAGACUCCAACGUGGUCAAGUGGCUCUAUGUUCCAGAUUUCCGCACUCAACCCAAUCCAUCGUUUCUCAUCUAUGAUUUCAUGUUGCUGCUGUGUGCCUCCAUGCAGAGGCAGGUCUUUGACGAUGAGAACAAGGCAGCAGUCCGCCUCAUGGCUGGAGACAACGUGGAGAUCUGCAGAGACCUGGACGCAGCCUCUUUCAGCGUCCACAACCCCGUCCCCGACUUCAUCCACUGCAGGUCCUACCUGGAUAUGCUGAAGGUCAUCAUGUUCAGCUACCUGUUCUGGUUUGUCCUCACCAUCAUCUUCAUCACGGGGACCACGCGCAUCAGCGUCUUCUGUAUGGGCUACCUGGUGGCCUGCUUCUACUUCCUGCUGUUCGGUGGCGAGCUUUUGCUCAAACCGAUCAAAAAGAUCCUCCACUACUGGGACUUCCUGAUCGCGUACAACAUCUUUGUGAUCACCAUGAAGAACGUUUUGUCCAUCCUGGCUUGUGGCUACAUCAACUCUCUGAUUGAGAACCGCUGCUGGUUGAUCCAGCUGUUCAGUCUGGCCUGCACCAUCAAGGAAUACAACAUCAACAUCACCCAAAUCAAUAACAAGCUGUGUGAGCUGCCCAGCAAUGAGGCCGGGAUCAUCUGGGACAGCAUCUGCUUCGCCUUCCUGCUGCUGCAGAGACGCGUCUUCAUGAGCUACUACUUCCUGCACGUGGUGGCUGAUAUCAGAGCGUCACAGAUCCUCGCGUGCAGAGGGGCGGAGCUUUUCCAGGCCACGAUAGUGAAGGCAGUGAGAGCCAGACUGGAGGAGGAGCGCAAAUCUGUGGAGCAGCUGAAGAGACAGAUGGAGCGCAUUAAAGUGAGGCAGCAAAAGUUUAAGAGGGGCAAGGAGAAGAUGCUGAGCAUGGCGCAGGAGUCUGGAGAAGGACAGACCCUCGUCCAGCCGGAGGAGGAUGAUGAUGAUGGAGCACAUCGAACGAAAGCCAAGACCAAAAAAAAGCAGUGGUGGAGGCCGUGGGUUGACCAUGCUUCCAUGGUUAGAAGUGGAGACUAUUACUUGUUUGAAACUGACAGUGAGGAGGAAGAGGAGGAGGAGGAGAAAAAAGAGGAGGACCAGCCAAAGAAGUCUGCAUUUCAGCGAGCUAUUGGGAAGUUUGUCUCUGCUGUUCUGGCUUUGCCAAAGUCUAUCAUAAAGCUGCCUAAAACUAUACUGCAGUAUGUAGUCAAGGCAGGCAAGUUUCUCUAUCACGCCUGGAUCACAGACCCCAAAGCUGCCCUGAGGGCGCGGGGCAAAGAGAAACGCAAAUUUUGGAAAAAAUACACCAAAGGAGUUAGACACAGAAAAAGCAAGAGAGAUGCAGCUCAUGUGACUAUAGAGGUCGGCGACCUCUCAGAUGGGCAAGAGAGAGGAGAGGAGAACAAGAAGUCUGAGGGUCCAGACAACAUCAUCAAGCGAGUGUUCAACAUCAUAAAGUUCACCUGGGUGCUCUUCCAGACGACGGUUGACAGUUUCACCAAGUGGAUGAACGACAUGUGCAGAGAGUACAUCGACAUCUCCACCGUGCUGCGUAUAGAGCGCUGCAUGCUGACCAGAGAGGUCAAAAAGGGUAACGUGCCGUCCAGAGAGAGCAUCCACGUCUACUACCAGAAGGCCAUGAGGCUCAACAUGUCCAGGCAGGCCAGUAUGGAUCAGCUUUCUGAGGACGAGUCGGCCUCAGGCUCCACCAGGGUCCGAAGAAGGCGAGGAGGAUACCCCAUGGAGAGCCAGGACUCCACAGCCUCCAGAGACAGCAUGUCCAGCGCCUUCACCGAGGCUACCACUCUUUUUUCUCGCCAAUCCACUCUGGAAGACCUGGAUGGGAUGCCAGAGUCGAUUCCCAAAACCAGCGAGCGCUCCAGGCCCAAACUGCGUAAGAUGUACGGCCUGGACAUGUCCAAUUCGUCAAUGGACAGCUGCAGCAGCUUCAUGUCCAGUGAAGCAACCCAGUGCGUCACGCUCUACUCCAGACAGGGCACCACAGACACCAUAGAAGAAGUGGAGGAUGAACAGGAUCAAGGGGAGGACAAGCAGCAGCAGCAGCAGCAGCAGCAGCAGCAGGUUCUCUGGGAAUCCCAACAACUGGACGAGAGUGAGGGGGCCGAGGGCGCUCCCUGGAGUGACGGAGAACCCAGGUUGGAAGAGGAAGAGAAGGACCAGGACCAGGAGGAGGAGGGUGAGAGCCGUGAGGGACUGGAGUGUGAGGAGGGAUUAGAGGUACCAAUGGAUCAGGAGAGAGAGGUGGCUCCCUGGGACUCCUUUGGCCCAGAUGAGGGCCCCUCCCUCAGGCUCGAGGAGACAGAGUCUGCUCCCUCUGCCCAGGAAAAAGACUUCACCACAGAGAGUGAAGACGGGGGAGGACAACAGGACUUCAUGCAGACAGAAGGACGAGGAGGGGUGCUCUACACCCCCGAUACAGACGCUUCUAAAACGUCCGACGCUGACGUGCCUCCCAGCUACAGCAAGGCGGUCAGCUUCGACCGUCUGGAAGUGAGCGAUGACGAGAGUGACAUGGAUCGUAAGAGGCGCAUGAUUAUGACCUCUGACAGCCGCUCAGACAGCAGGUCGGACAUCAUGUUGCCAUCAAUGACCACCGAGCUGACCGCCAGCGAACUGCUGCUCAACAAGAUGUUUUAUGACGAGGAGCUGGAGCAGUCAGAUAGAUUUUACCAGAAGCAGCCUCUGAUCCUCCAGCUCUGCUACGCCCUCUACAACAUGCUGGUGGCUCACUCAGAGAUGGUGUGCUACCUGGUCAUCAUCAUCAACCACAUGGUGUCCGCCUCCUGCGCCACCCUGGUCCUUCCCACCACCAUCUUCCUCUGGGCCAUGCUGUCAGUGCCCCGGCCCAGCAAGCGCUACUGGAUGACUGCCAUCGUCUACACCGAGGUCACCAUCGUCAUCAAGUACUUCUUCCAGUUUGGCUUCUUCCCCUUCAACCAGAACAUUAUAGAUAAGAAUAAACCGUAUUACCCUCCCAACAUCAUCGGGGUGGAGAAGAAGGAUGGUUAUGUCCACUACGACCUGGUCCAGUUACUGGCUCUCUUCUUCCACAGAUCCAUUCUGAAGUGCCAUGGUCUUUGGGACGAGGACGAGGCCAAAGAAAAGAAAGAGCCGUCUCGUCAGAGCGAGUCAGAGGAUGAGGGAAAGGACAAGGAGGGGAGUGAGAAGGGUUCAGAGCACGCCUCCUCGCUGAUCAGCGAGGGGAGAAGCUCCGCUCACACCUUGAGAUCGAUAAACUUUGGGACCUCCAUUGAUUCAGGACACGUCCAGGUGCACUACCCACAACAGCAGACCUACCAGCGUCGCAAGAGCUCCAGCGGAGGCUCGCACAUUUCUCACCGAUCUCUUCACUCCUCUGCAAGGUCAAAGAGAGGAAGUACCGCUUCCCACAACAGCAGCCACAAGGACGGCAGCGAGGCCAGCGUCCAUCAGAAGACCCGCAAACAGAUGAUCAUGGAGAAGCUGAGGGAGCAGCUCCUUAAAGGAAAAGCUUUCGUCAUUAGGCGGUUCCUGGAGAUCUACCUUCCUAUGAGGCAGUUCUUCUAUAACUUGAUCCAUCCAGAGUACAGCGCAGUCACAGACGUCUACGUGCUGAUGUUCCUCGCUGACACAGUUGACUUCAUCAUCAUUGUGUUCGGAUUCUGGGCGUUUGGUAAACACUCGGCUGCAGACAUCACGUCGUCCCUGUCCGAGGAUCAGGUGCCUGGACCUUUCCUGGUCAUGGUGCUGAUCCAGUUUGGGACCAUGGUGGUGGACCGCGCCCUCUACCUCAGAAAGUCCGUCAUGGGCAAAGUCAUCUUCCAGGUCAUCCUGGUCUUUGGCAUCCACUUCUGGAUGUUCUUUAUCCUGCCAGGAGUCACAGAAAAACGUUUCAGCGAGAACACAGUCGCUCAGAUGUGGUAUUUUGUCAAGUGCAUCUACUUCGGGCUGUCGGCCUACCAGAUCCGCUGUGGAUAUCCCACCCGAGUUUUGGGAAACUUCCUCACCAAGAGCUACAAUUAUGUCAACCUCUUCCUGUUUCAAGGUUUCCGCCUGGUGCCGUUUCUGACGGAGCUGCGGGCCGUGAUGGACUGGGUUUGGACCGACACUUCUCUGUCUCUGUCCAGCUGGAUCUGUGUGGAGGAUAUCUACGCUCACAUCUUCAUCCUCAAAUGCUGGAGAGAGUCUGAGAAGCGGUAUCCUCAGCCCCGAGGCCAGAAGAAGAAGAAGGUGGUGAAGUACGGGAUGGGAGGGAUGAUUGUCGUGCUGCUGAUCUGUAUCGUCUGGUUCCCGCUGCUCUUCAUGUCACUGGUUAAGUCUGUAGCCGGGGUCGUCAACACGCCGCUGGACGUGUCGUUUGCCAUCACCCUGGCUGGCUUUCAGCCCAUCUUCACCAUGAGCGCUCAGCAAACACAACUGCAGACUGUGAACGAAACCGAAUUUGACAACUUUAAGCGUCGAUAUGGGAAGAACGACGAAGCCUUGCAGUGGUUGGAGAGCUACAUGCCACAAGAUCUGAUCAUUGCCGAGCUGAAAGGCAGCUCCAACUCUCUGUGGACCAUCAGUCCGCCCAGCAGAGACAACCUGAUACGAAUGCUGGACAACGACGAGGAGGACUUCCCUAUCACUGUGUCCUGGUCUGUGCAAAGAAACCUCACUUUUGGUGCCAAGGCGGAAAUAGCGUCAGGAAAACGAGUGACGAGUCUGGAUCCAAGCACAAAGCAGCAGCUCAUUAAGCUCCUAAAUGGGACCGCAGGCAACUCACAAGUGACCCUAAAAGAGAUCUUCCCUCGUUAUAUUCGAGCUCCCAGCGACUCCGAUGCCAAGUCUGUCAGUCAGCUUUAUGAAGAUGACAAGAUGUUCAACAUAAGCUUGACCUUGAAGCGAAGUGAGUCCUUCACGAAUCAGAGCCAGGAAUGGUGGAUUGUCAACCAGACGGUGCUCGGCCCGAUACCAAAAAGGCCUCUGAAAAAUAAGUAUGAUUACGGCUUGGAGCUCUACGUGUUCAGCGACCAAGUCAGCCCGCCCAGUUUGGGCUUUCUGGCUGGAUAUGGGAUCAUGGGCUUGUACGCCUCUGUGGUUCUUGUCAUCGGCAAGUUUGUGCGAGAGUUUUUCAGCGGCAUCUCCCACACCAUCAUGUUCGAGGAGCUGCCCAACGUGGACCGAAUCCUCAAGCUGUGCACCGACAUCUUCCUGGUCCGAGAGACAGGCGAGCUGGACCUGGAGGAGGACAUGUACGCCAAACUCAUCUUCCUCUACCGCUCCCCAGAGACUAUGAUCAAGUGGACCCGAGAGAAAACGCAGUGAAACUCAGCGAGGGGACGUCAACUAAUGAAGCCAAGGGCUUUACAGACAGGAGACGCUUUUUCAGGAAGUCGCUCUGACGGUCUGAGCAGCUGAUUCGCCUGCUGAGGGAGCACAAAGUCAGCUGAGGACCAACUCUGUCCUCUACAACUGAGCUCUGAUGGCAGUGAUACAGAGUUAGCUCCAAAGUUAUAAAGAAACUGGUAUUUUCUACUGUUUACGGAUGAAAAACAACAAUUGCAGUCAUAUUAUUGAGGACAGAUUUGCCGGUGCUGUAUUUAUCUCACAAAACUUGGCUCAGUUUGGCAUCCAGUGGAUAAAAUAAGCAGCUGGUGUCCAGUUGGAGGCGGAGAAAUGUUUUAGGACAAUUUUCCUAAAUUAUAAAAUCCCUUAUACAAGGUAGGUUUUUAAACACAAAUGCCCAAAUCGCUCUUCAUGCUCCUCCUCUAACAUUUUCAAAAUCACACAGCAGGCGGAGAGACUGCAACAUUAAACUUUUAAGGGCUUCCCACCAACAAAUAAGUGCACAAAAACAACCACAUGAGCACAAUCUCGUUUUUUCUCCAUACUGGAACGCUUGGACUGUGGGACUGUGCAAUAUUGAGUUCCUCCAAAAUUUUUGAAGGAUGUGGACUGAAAGAAAAACACCGGUUCUGACAAAGAAACAUUCACAUUUUCCUUUUUUUAAAAAGGUCAGAGCCACAUGGGAGCCCCCUGAGAGACGCAGCAUUAUCAGACAAUCUUUACUUGCCUUAUUUUGUUUGUAUGAACUGUUACCAACUACAUACAUAUCUUUCUCAGGAAGAGCUGUUUUCACAGAUAUUCAUUGUAUGAGUUAUAUGUUCCAAUAUGUAGGCUUUGAUGGAUCUAAAAGACUGUAGAAAAGAUUUAUUUAAAUGGCAUGAAAUUUAACGUGGAUAUUGUUCAGAUGGACUUUGAUACAGAGUACGUUUACUGCACAGGCUGCAUUAAGAAAGUGAAUUUAUCGCUGUGGACCGUUCAAUUGCCAAUCACCCGUGUUUCUGAAUCAUCUACAGGUUGGCUUGAGUCGAGACCAGCAGAGGGCUGUUUCUGAAUCAGGGUAACGUGCAUCAGGCGGUAGAUUCUUGCACACCACUUGUGAACCUGUUUUUAACAUUCAUACUGAUGAACACUGUGCAUUCAGUCAUCACGAAGAGCAGAAACACACAAAAAAGAUUCCUCACAUGAAGGGCUGAGACACGAAGCCCUUUGGUCCAAACUAUGCAUUAAAGGACAUUGUAGCAUGAUAGAAAAAAACCUUCAUUAUUGCCAUGUCUAAUUUUCAUUACAUGUACAUACGAUUUUAAGGGGGGACAGGUCACGGUGGAAUGAAAUGUGAAAUUGUACCUGUAUGCUUAAGGCGAUGUGGUAUGAUAGAGGUCCAGAGAUCUGCUAAUAAAACAUCUGGAAAGG
This is a messenger RNA of Plectropomus leopardus (leopard coralgrouper), 10867 nucleotides long. The record is from RefSeq and is a predicted model, not a curated record. NCBI's taxonomy places the organism in Eukaryota, Metazoa, Chordata, Actinopteri, Perciformes, Serranidae.